Fulmarus glacialis (Northern fulmar) is the source of this 417-nucleotide messenger RNA. RefSeq names its product galectin-8-like. Gene Ontology annotation, molecular function: carbohydrate binding. The record is from RefSeq and is a predicted model, not a curated record. Lineage: Eukaryota; Metazoa; Chordata; Aves; Procellariiformes; Procellariidae. The annotation marks the transcript as partial. The transcript has 3 exons.
AUCGUUCCAUAUGUUGGGACAAUACUUGGUGGCCUUGUUCCUGGAGAGCUUAUUGUGAUACAUGGGACUGUUCCUGAUGAUGCAGACAGGUUCCAGGUGGAUUUACAGUGUGGCAGUAGCAUAAAGCCUCGAGCUGAUGUGGCGUUUCAUUUCAACCCGCGCUUCAAAAGGUCUGGCUGCAUUGUUUGCAACACACUGGAGAGGGAAAAAUGGGGCUGGGAGGAGAUCACUUACGAGAUGCCCUUUCAGAAAGGGAAGUCAUUUGAGAUUGUCAUCAUGAUUUUGACAGAUAAAUUCCAGGUGACUGUAAACAAGAAGCACUUGCUGCUCUACAACCACAGAAUUAACCUUGAAAGAAUAGAUACUCUUGGAAUAUAUGGCAAAGUGCAGAUCAAAACUAUAGAUUUUGUUUCUAAU